Molecule: messenger RNA, 6600 nt
Organism: Myxocyprinus asiaticus (Chinese sucker)
Lineage: Eukaryota; Metazoa; Chordata; Actinopteri; Cypriniformes; Catostomidae
Product: lymphocyte antigen 75-like
Exons: 35
Coding region: 123-5330 (1735 amino acids)
Molecular function (GO): signaling receptor activity
Source: RefSeq, a predicted model, not a curated record
AGUCCCCUUGAGGGAUUUUCUGCCGUUUGUACACUAAGAGCAUAAAAACCGGCCUUUAUAUGCUUGUGUUGUUUGGAGAGACGUAUGACUCCAUUUAGAAGGUGUUGUUUACAUUUUUCAUCAUGGAUUGGGAGUCGGACAGACAGCAGCAAUUGUUUUGUUCUCUAAUAAUCCUGCUUUUAGGAACAAGCGCAAUUCAUUUAGGAAGUUGCGGAUCAGUUGUAAACAAUGGAGAUGACUCAUUUACUAUCCAGCACAAUACCACUGGCAAGUGCCUUCUGGUUCAGAAUGGGGCACUGCAGUUGAGAGAAUGUUCAUCAGUACCGGCCUUGUCCUGGAAGUGGGGUUCGGCCCACAGGCUGUUCCACGUAGAGUCUUCUAUGUGUUUGGGUCUGGAAGUGCGCUCCAAAACUGUUACCCUGUUCAGCUGCGACUUCACAGAGAUUCUGCAGUGGAAGUGCUUUGAGGACAUUAUCUACACAGAAUACCAAAUGAAACUGAGUGCGGGAGAUGAUGACUCUGUAACUGCCAAGCGGGAUGCAACUGACACCUGGAAAAGAGGAGGAAGUUCAGAGAACAUCUGUCAACAGCCUUAUCGAAGAAUGCACACAAGUGGGGGUAAUUCUAAUGGAGCACCCUGUGAGUUCCCCUUUCUCUACAACAAGACAUGGCACCACAGUUGUCUGCCAGGCACCAGCGACCAGCCACUGGACUGGUGCUCUACCACUGCAAACUACGACCUAGAGCAGAAGUGGGGAAAUUGUCUGAAAUACGUGGAAGGCUGUUCUACUUUAUGGGAAAAAGGCCCAGUGAAGGGACGCUGCUACCAGGUAGUAUCCACGGCGGUGGUGACCUGGCACGAGGCACGGGAUGCCUGUCGUAGUCAAGGCGGAGACUUGCUUAGCGUGUCUAGCCCUCAAGAACUUGAGUUGUUUAAAGGCAGGGAUGACAUGCCAAGCAAACUAUGGAUUGGACUGAACCAUCUGGACUGGAUGCAAGGAUGGCAGUGGUCAGAUGGAUCAGCCUUGUCUUUUGUCCCAUGGGAAACAGGCAUCACAAUCAGGUCACUACUGUCCGAUGAGGACUGUGGGGUUGUGAAGGAACAUCUGCGUUUUGGAGCAGAGACGUGCGAGAAUCGACUACCAUUCAUCUGCGAGAAGAACGAGAAUGGCAGUCAGGCUGAGAGUGCAGUAAUCAGGGAGGUGUAUAGACCCACGAUGUGUAAGGAUGGUUGGGUUGGGUGGAAAGGAUUCUGUUAUAAACUCCACAGAGAGCCAGAAGAGUUUAAACUGUCCCAGCAUGAAACACAGAAGGUCUGUGAAAUGGAUAACUCUCAGCUCGCCAGCAUGCACAGCUUGGAGGAUGUAGAAAUGCUACAUGCAAACUUUCAUACAGAUCUGACAGAGGUUUGGAUUGGUCUUAUGGGCAAUGGAAGUUCCUCAGUCUUUGAAUGGGUUGAUGGAGUUCCAGUGACCUUCACAUACUGGGCUAGGGCUCAACCUCCACCACUUCUACCAAAUACCACCCACUGUGUGUACUACGGCGGAGAGCAUCACACGUGGUCUGUGUCUGACUGUGACAAGAUGAGGUCUUAUAUGUGUAAGAUGAAGGGUAGGGUGAAUGAAAGCGCUCCAGAGGAAGGCUGCCCUCCAGAAGGGAACUGGAAAAGACAUGCCGAAGCUUGCUAUAAAAUGGACAGUGAGCUAGUUUCCUAUAAAAACAGCUGCCACAUCACUAUUAAGAACAGAUUUGAACAGGCCUUCAUUAACAGUCUUCUGAAGGAGCAUAUCAGCACUGAGGUGUUGUAUUUCUGGACGGGGCUGCAAGAUUCUAAAGGGUCCGGAGAGUACCAGUGGAUCAGUCAGGAUGGAACAGCGGACCGGGUCACCUACACCAACUGGAGAUGGUUAGAACCAGCUUUCUCAGGAGGAUGUGUGGUGAUGUCUACAGGGGGUCCUUUGGGCCAGUGGGCCGUUAAGAAUUGCACUCUGUUCAAGGCUGGAAAUAUCUGUAAGAGACCAAUCGGAUCUAUGGUCCAACCCACUCCAGACCCAGUUUUGCCCAACUCCAAUGCUUCCUGUUCACCUGGAUGGGUCUCAAGGGAAGGCCUUAAUUACUGUUACAAGGUCUUUCAUGAAGAGCGUUUGACCCGGAAGCGCUCGUGGGAAGAGGCAGAGCGGUUCUGUGAGGCAUUGGGGGCACAUUUGCCUAGCUUCACUGAGGCUAAAGAAAUGCAAGCGUUACAUUUCAUCCUGAGAGACUCUAUCAGCGAUAAUCGUUUUUUCUGGGUGGGACUAAAUCGACGGAAUCCGAAUAACAACAAUAACUGGGAGUGGAGCGAUGGGCGCCCAGUCUCCAUGGUGAUCUUCCCUCAAGAAUUUCAUGAAGAUGAUGAAUAUAACAGAGACUGCACUGCCUUUAAGACUUUGAAAGGAACAACCAAGCAAUUUCUCCUCCUGUUUCAAAAUGUACCCCUGCGGAAAUAUUUUCCCAGCACCUUUCACUGUAAUGCCAAAUUGGAGUGGGUGUGUCAGAUACCUCGAGGUCAAACACCAAAAACACCAGAGUGGUAUAACCCAGAUGGACACCAUGAGACCUCUGUGUUUAUAGAUGGGCAGGAGUUUUGGUUUGUAACAAAUCCAAAGUUGUCCUUUGAUGAGGCUGUCUUGUACUGCAGCAGCAACAACAGCAAACUCGCAGCACCCGAGACCUUAAAUGCUGCCCGCCACCUUCAGGAGCAUAUUUAUAAGCAUGCAGGGAAAGAGAUUGUGAGGUGGUGGAUGGACCUUCGUUACCCCAGUCCUCACAUCCCCUUUAGGCUUAGUCCCAUCCACUACUAUCAUUCAGCAUUCCUGGGCAGGUGCUCAUCCAUCACUCCCAUUUACAUUAUGCCUGAUUUCAGCGGGAGUUGCAAUGAAAGACAGCCGUUCGUGUGUGAGACACUGAAUGUCACAUCUGCAGAGAAAGGAACCCCAGAACCGCACCCAGCUGGCACCAGAUGUGAAGGCGAAGCCCAGCACUUCAGAGACAAGUGCUACUGGGUUUUGUCUGAGUCUUUAUUCCAGAGCUUCAAGGAAGCAAAUGAGAUCUGUCAGAGACUGAGUGGCUUCCUGCUUACCAUAUCUGACCAAGCUGAACAAGAUUUCAUCACUACCCUGUUACCCCAGUUACCAGGGCAACCUCAGAAGAUCUGGAUUGGUCUGAAGUUCAAACUUCAUGACAUCCAAUGGGUGGACAACUCACCGGUUACAUAUCUGAACUUUAAUCCACUCCUGCAUGGCCAGUUACGACCCAUUUUCAUCAAUACAUUUGAACAAGAUUCCAUGGAACUUUGUGCCUACAUGUAUAAUGAUGAUCAUUCUGACAUAAUGGGCACCUGGGACUACACUUCCUGCUCUGACCGUCAGUAUCUCAGUGUCUGUCAACAUUACGCAGAUAAACCUGAAGAACCAGUGGUGUCUAAAGAAGAGUUCCAUGUUGGUAAUCACACAUUUAAGGUGGUACAGGAGAACAAUUUAACAUGGAUAGAUGCUCUAAGCUUGUGCCAAAGCCAGAAUAUGGACCUUGCCAGCGUAUCUGAUGUGUAUGUUCAAGCAGUGCUCACUGUUCAGGUUUCUCGAGGUGGACAGCCCCUCUGGAUUGGACUCUUCAGCAAAGAUGACGGAGAGCAUUACCACUGGACAGACCACAGCCACACAGAAUUCAACCGCUGGACCCCUGAAGCCACCACAGGUGCCUGUGUGUAUCUGGACACUGAUGGCUUUUGGAAAGCCACAGAGUGUGAGGAAGAACUUUCAGGAGCAAUCUGCCACGUUCCACACAAUAAGAGCAUCACACCUGAAGUGAGUUUGGUAAAAUGUCCUCACAAUAGCAAUAGACAGAACUGGGUCAGCUUCAAGAACAACUGCUACACUUUACUGCUGGUGUCCUCCAGGUGGAGGGACAAGAGUGACCAGCAGAUCUGCAAGACUCUCGCUGGACAUGGAGAAAUCCUGACCAUCCGUGAUGAGGAAGAGAAUGAUUUUAUCAGGCAGCAGCUACAGCCAUUCAAGGACCUGACAAUGUUUGUGUGGCUGGGAAUGAGCAGGAACAGGACAGAUGAACAGCUGAAAUGGCUAGAUGGCAGCAAUGUGCAGUAUUCCAAGUGGAAAUAUGGUGGAAGACCAAACAUCACAGAGCCCUUCAUGGUUGGCCUCAACCUGAACGGAGAGUGGGAGGUGAUAACAAAUCCACGCCUUUUCACAGCCGUCAAACAGCAGAGUAUUGUGGUGUGCAAGAUUGAAAGGGAUUCCAAAGACGAGUUCAUGAAAGAUGUGGUUGACGUUAAUGCUCCAAAAGGCAUAAGUUACCGUCGGGUGGCCAAGAAACUGGACUGGUAUCAGGCACUGCAAGAGUGUGGCAGCAAUGGAGGCCAUCUCGCCAGCAUUACUGAUAAGACGACUAAUGACAACAUGGCACAGAUUGCCAAACGAGACGGCUUUCCACUGUGGAUUGGCCUCUCCAACCAAGACGUAAGCGGGUGGCCCUUUGAGUGGUCAGAUGGGACUCAGUUUAAAUACCGGUCAGAUGGAUUUUUAGAUGAUGGCCAUGAAGCUGAGGAAAAGUGUGUGUUUAUAGACUCCAAAGGCACCUGGGCAGCCGUCAACUGCCUUGCAGCACAAGAAGGGGCCAUCUGCUACAACCGCAUCAGUGAGAAGACUAGUGCACAUGUCUCUCCUCAGUCCAGCAGCUGUCCUAAGGGUGAUGGUCAGUCUUUUUGGAUCCCAUUUAAAGACCACUGUUACGCUUUCAAUAUGUACAACUACUCUGUUUUGAACAUGGAGGAUGCCAAGAAUGUGUGUCAGAAACUAGAUUCAUCCUCCAACAUUUUAACCAUAAAGAGUAAGGAGGAGAAUGAUUUUGUCUUCAAGUAUUUGAGUGAGAACCCUUCCAUCACCAGCCGAGUGUGGCUGGGGCUCAACAUUGACUCCAAAGGUAAGCCCACGGGUUGGGAGGAUGGCAGUGAACUGGACUUCUCUAACUGGGACACAAAAUCAGGGCCACGAUUAUCACAGCAGACAUCGGAGAUUUGUGCAGUUAUGUUGUCGAGUAACGGCAUCUGGACACAAGCUAGCUGCUCCAACAGUCGCAGCCGAAUCGUCUGCAAAGCACCUGCCCACCCAGGUAGCCCAGUGGCUUUGAUCUUCUUCAUCAUCGUGCUCCUCUGCAUCAUCACGUCUGUCUCCUUCUUCUUGUACAAGAAAAACCGCCACAGCUUCCAUUCAACUGUACGUUACCAGCGCAACUUUGAUGACGUGGACAGCACAAGUAUGAUCACUGAUGCAGAAUAAAGCUCAGCUCUACCCAGGUGGUCAACCAUAAAUUAUGUCAAAUGAAAUUCUUGCUACAGUAUAAUGUGCCUUUUAGUAUAAACACUCCUCUAUGUCGACAACAUAAACAUCUGGUUCAGUGGUUCAGACUAAGGGUAUUUAUUAUUAUUCACUGCUCAAUACGGCUUAAUCAGAUGUCUCAAAAUUUGUGAAAAUACAAAUAGGAGUGGUGUUAUUUAAUGUUUAAUUAAAUGUUGAAAUGCUUGUGUAUAUUGUAAUGAGGACUUCAGGUACUUAAACUAUUAAAAUUAGAUUGUAUGUGUUACUUUGGCAUCUCUUGACAUUACGUCAUUGAAUCAGGGUUUUUCAUUCAUAGCACUGAAGAAUAACUUGUGUAUAAAACUGGGAAGUUUUUUAAAUUGUUAAUUUUUUCCUUUCUUUUUGAAAAUGUGAUUUAAACUGAGCGUUAGCAUUCUGCAAACAUCUAAAACACCUAGAUAAGAAUCCUGAAACUAUUUUAUUCCAUUCAUUUGGAACAGUUGAUUUUUGUGGUUAUACUUUUCCUUGUAUUUUUCCUUGUUUUCUAAUAUUGGAGGAUUUCUGAAUGACACUCUUAUGACUCAAUAGAAAUUAGCAUUCCUGUCAAACUUGCCAUAUUGGUGUUUUUCCGUAAAGCAGAUAGUUCCUGUUUCAUUUGAGGCAUCUGAAAUGUUUUAAUUUCCUGUGAUGACUGCAUGGCUAACAUGACGUACUUAAAUCCUGCCAUUAUUGCAUUGUUUGACUUUUUUCAUUACAGUAAUAAGUAUGUGCUGUAUAACAGCUUAUGAUAAAGUAAUUACAUUUAGUCCAGUGCACUGAAAGCUGUACAAAAUGCCUAUGAUAAAGUGUCAGAACACAGUCAGAGCUGAAAUCCUAUGCACUAUUAUGCUUAAUUGACUCAUACUACUGAGAUCUGAUGCACUUUAAUGAGCUGUUUGAAAUCUAACUUCUAGCACAAAUGACACAAUUUUAAUAAUGGUUUUAGCACAUGCUUUGUAAAUAUUUUAAAGCAUUUUAGUUGUUGUUUAUUGCAUUUUAUUAUUAUUGUAUUAUUGUUUUUAAGACAAGCAAACUAUACCAAAGAUGCUUUUGGAAUUGAUGGUAUUAUUUUGCAAAGCCAAAAUUUUAUAACGCUGCUUUGUUAAAAAAAUAUUUUUUUAGGAGAAUCUUUUGUGAUCCUCAUCUUUGAUUUGAUUUACAUAUCAACUUUCCUCUGUUUUGACCACAGCAGAAAAUGCUCAAUAAAGUUAUG